Molecule: messenger RNA, 1112 nt
Organism: Hippocampus comes (tiger tail seahorse)
Lineage: Eukaryota; Metazoa; Chordata; Actinopteri; Syngnathiformes; Syngnathidae
Gene: msmo1
Product: methylsterol monooxygenase 1
Exons: 6
Coding region: 105-983 (292 amino acids)
Biological process (GO): lipid biosynthetic process
Molecular function (GO): oxidoreductase activity; iron ion binding
Source: RefSeq, a predicted model, not a curated record
GCGACCCCACCAGGUACAAGACACACACACACACACACACACCAGAGAAACCAGUGCUGAGGAAAUAAAAUUCUUAAUGUAGCCUGUUUCUCUACGUCGAAGUCAUGGAGGUAAACGGCACUGCGAACAUCUUGAGCUCGGCCUACCUGGCGGCGGAGUACGUCGAUGCGUUCUUGCCCGGGAACCCCUUGCAGCCCUCGUUCAAGCACGCGUGGGACUGCAUGCUGAACAACUACACCAAGUUCCAGAUCGCCACUUGGGGCUCGCUCAUUGUGCACGAGUUGAUCUACUUCCUCUUUUGCCUCCCUGGCUUCCUUUUCCAGUUCCUACCCUUCAUGCAGAAGUACAAGAUUCAGCCGGACAAGCCAGAGACAUGGGAGAAGCAGUGGCGGUGCUUCAAGAUGUUGUUGUUCAACCACUUCUUCAUCCAGCUGCCACUCAUCUGCGGCACAUACUACUUCACCGAGUUCUUCAACAUCCCUUACGACUGGGACUCCAUGCCGCGAUGGCCGUACAUCGUGGCUCAGUGCUUCGGCUGCGCCGUGGUGGAAGACGCGUGGCACUACUUCCUCCACCGACUUCUCCACCACCGCAGGAUCUACAAGCACAUCCACAAAGUCCACCACGAGUUCACCGCGCCGUUUGGCAUGCAGGCCGAGUAUGCCCACCCCGCCGAGACCAUCAUCCUGGGGGCGGGCUUCUUCAUCGGCAUCAUGAUCUUCUGCAACCACGUCUUCUUCUUGUGGGCCUGGGUGGCCGUGCGCCUGCUGGAGACCAUCGACGUGCACAGCGGGUACGACAUCCCGGUCAACCCGUUGCACUUGCUGCCGUUCUACGCCGGCGCCCGCUUCCACGACUUCCAUCACAUGAACUUUGUGGGCAACUACGCUUCUACCUUCACCUGGUGGGACAAGCUGUUCAACACCGACAACCAGUACAACAAGCACAUGCAGAAAGAAGGAGGCGACAAGAAGACCCAGUAAAAGCAACACAAUGUCCACAGUCUGAUCCGGGUUCAAGCCAAAUUACACGUAUGUGACUUUUUUUUUUUUUUUCGCACUGCGUGACUUGUGGUCUUCUCAUUGGCCAGAAAUACAACCAUGAAUAUUCUC